This is a messenger RNA of Aspergillus nidulans FGSC A4, 964 nucleotides long. RefSeq names its product intradiol ring-cleavage dioxygenase. Gene Ontology annotation, biological process: catechol-containing compound metabolic process. The record is from RefSeq and is a predicted model, not a curated record. Lineage: Eukaryota; Fungi; Ascomycota; Eurotiomycetes; Eurotiales; Aspergillaceae. The transcript has 3 exons. Bases 1 to 888 code for a protein of 295 amino acids. Gene Ontology annotation, molecular function: catalytic activity; ferric iron binding; catechol 1,2-dioxygenase activity.
AUGGCCUCGCACCGCUUCGAUCCCAAAUUCACAGACAAUGUUGUCAAUGCCAUGGGCGAGAAUGUCAACCCGCGGUUUCGACAACUUAUGGCCUCGCUGAUCCGGCACGUACACGAUUUCGCCCGCGAGAACGAACUCACCGUCGACGAGUGGAUGGCCGGAGUACAACUCAUGAACUGGGCCGGCCAGAUGAGCAACGCAAAGCGGAACGAGGGGCAGUUGGUUUGUGAUGUAAUUGGGCUUGAGUCCCUCGUCGAUGAGAUAACCUUCAAACUAGCCGACGAAGCCACCGACGCACCCACAGCAACCGCAAUUUUAGGGCCAUUCUUUCGUGCCGACACCCCCUUCCGCUCAAACGGCGAGAGCAUCGUCAAGACAGCACCGAAGGACGGUAAGGGCGAGAUGGCCUACAUGGCAGGCCAAGUGUUGGACUUUGUCACCAAGAAGCCGCUUGUUGGCGCGGUGGUGGAGGUGUGGCAGGCUUCUACGAAUGGACUGUAUGAGCAGCAGGAUCCCGAUCAGGAGGAAUUUAACCUGCGUGGGAAAUUCAGGACGGAUGAAAAUGGGCGAUACUCGUUCUAUUGUUUGCGGCCAACGCCGUAUCCCGUACCGGAUGAUGGGCCCGCAGGAAAGCUGUUGAAGUUGAUGGAUAGGCAUCCGUUCCGGCCGGCUCAUAUUCAUAUCAUUGCAACACACGACGGGUACAAGCCUCUCACGACGCAGAUUUUCGAUCGAAAGGACCCCUACCUGACGAAUGACUCGGUGUUUGCCGUAAAGGACUCGUUGAUUGUCGAUUUUGUUGAGCGCAAAGGUGACCCUCAAGCUGGGCUUGAGCUGAAAUAUGAUGUCAAAUUAGUUCCCGAUGGGAUGAAGUCUAACGGCGCUUGAACUGGGUUGUGUUUACUUUGUAUAUAAUUUUGGUCUACUAUUGUCUGUGAUACCUGAAAUUGAGUCAUUGCACGGC